Trichoderma aggressivum f. europaeum is the source of this 861-nucleotide messenger RNA. Its product is annotated as CAZyme family CE1. Gene Ontology annotation, molecular function: S-formylglutathione hydrolase activity. The record is from RefSeq and is a predicted model, not a curated record. The coding region runs from base 1 to 861 and encodes 286 amino acids. Gene Ontology annotation, biological process: formaldehyde catabolic process. The transcript is spliced from 3 exons. Lineage: Eukaryota; Fungi; Ascomycota; Sordariomycetes; Hypocreales; Hypocreaceae. Gene Ontology annotation, cellular component: cytosol.
AUGGCGAGCAUCACCACCAACGCCUCCAUCGCCUCCUUUGGCGGCCGCUUCCUCAAGCUCACCCACCAGUCGUCCGUCACCGGCGGCCCCAUGAACUUCACCCUCUUCUUACCCACCGGCAUCUCCGAGUCCGCGCCCGCGCCGCUGCUCAUCUACCUCUCCGGCCUGACCUGCACCCCGGACAACGUCACCGAGAAGGGCUUCCUGCACGCCCACGCCGCGCCGCUCAAGCUCGCGCUGCUGUAUCCCGACACGUCGCCCCGCGGCACGAAUCACCCCGGCGAGCACGAGUCCUGGGACUUUGGCAGCGCUGCGUCCUUUUACAUUGACGCCACCCAGGAGCCGUGGGCGCAAAACUACAAGAUGGAGACGUACAUCACCAAGGAGCUGCCCGAGCUCGUCUUUUCGCAGUUCAAGCAGCUGGAUCCGCAGCGCGUGUCUAUUGCGGGCCACUCUAUGGGCGGCCACGGGGCUUUGACGCUGUUUCUGAAGAAUCCCGGCAAGUAUCAGAGCGUCAGCGCAUUCUCGCCCAUAUCGAACCCGAGUGCGUGUCCGUGGGGGGAGAAGGCCUUUACGGGGUAUUUGGGGGCCGACAAGGAGGAGUGGAAGAAGCAUGAUGCGACGGAGCUGGUGAAGCACUGGAAGGGACAUUUGAAUGCUCUGCUCGACGUGGGCACUGCGGACAACUUUUACAAGCAGAGACAGCUUCUGCCUGAGAACUUUGCGGAGGCUACCAAGGCGGCGGGCAUCGAGGGCCUGCAACUACGAUAUCAAGACGGUUAUGAUCACUCAUACUUUUUCAUCUCAACCUUUGGCGAGGACCAUAUUAAGCACCAUGCCAAGCAGCUGGGUUUGUUGUAA